Messenger RNA from Olea europaea var. sylvestris, 1397 nucleotides. RefSeq names its product UPF0613 protein PB24D3.06c. The record is from RefSeq and is a predicted model, not a curated record. NCBI's taxonomy places the organism in Eukaryota, Viridiplantae, Streptophyta, Magnoliopsida, Lamiales, Oleaceae. The coding region runs from base 114 to 1169 and encodes 351 amino acids. The transcript has 9 exons.
AAUAGUUCAAAAAAUGUAAAAAUAUAGCAAAUUAGCAAAUGUUUUCAGAAUUGAUAAUUUGAUGCCCAACAAAUCCUGCUCCAUCUCUACUGGAAUGGCUUCAUCGAAUUUUAAUGGAAAAUCAUGAUAUGAAUCUCUCCUCAACAUCUCUUUCUACAUCGACUGCAUCACCAUCAUCAUCAUCUACCACCACUUCUUGGUUCUCCAGCAUUGUCCGUGGCCGCUCAGCCAGCGUCAAGAUGGCCAGUAAAUCCUCCUCAGCCGCUACCGGAGACAGCCUCGACGGAGGAUGUGGACCCAUUAACAAGAAACGCCAGUUCCGCGGAGUCAUGUUCAAGUACGGCCCCAAGCCAAUCCAGGUUGCAUUUAAGACAGGAGAUUAUAAACAGCAAGUUAUUUUUAUUGGUGGACUGAUGGAUGGAUUUUUGGCAUCUGAAUAUUUGGAGCCUUUGGCAAUUGCUUUGGAGAAAGAACGCUGGUCACUAGUUCAAUUUCUUUUUUCAUCUUCAUACAGUGGAUAUGGCAUCUCAAGUUUGAAACAAGAUGCUUUGGAGCUUGAUCAAUUGAUUAGUUACUUGAUAAACAAGGAAGAUUCUGAAGGCGUCGUACUACUUGGACAUAGUACUGGCUGCCAGGAUAUCGUAUAUUACAUGCGAACCAAUGCAGCAUGUUCGAGAGCAGUGCGUGCUGCCAUUUUGCAGGCCCCAGUGAGCGACCGGGAAUUCAAAGCCACUCUCCCGGAAACUGCUUCCAUGAUUGAUUUAGCUUCAAUGAUGAUUAGUGAAGGUCGAGGAUUAGAAUUGAUGCCUCGGGAAGCCAAUCCAGACUCCCCAAUAACGGCCUAUAGAUAUCAUUCUCUUUGUGCAUACAAUGGUGAUGAUGACAUGUUCAGUUCUGACUUUAGCGAAGACCAGUUGAAACAAAAACUUGGACACAUGUCCAGCAUACCAUGCCUGGUGAUUUUCUCCAUGGCUGAUGAAUAUGUACCAGAUUACGUGGACAAGAAAGCAUUGGUUGAUAGAUUGUGCAGAGCAAUGGAUGGUGCAGAAAAAGCUGAAAUCGAAUAUGGAAAUCAUUCUCUAUCUAACAGAGCUGAGGAAGCUGUCCAGGCAAUAAUCGAAUUUGUAAAAAGAGAUGGACCCAAAGGAUGGGAUGAUCCAUGGAGUUAAUAUGGUGCUCUUAAGUUUUCCUGUAUGAUUUUUCUAAAUAAUUUGUUAUGCAUUACAUUAAAGGUUUGAGCAUUGAAUUCAUUUCAUCAUCGUGUAGUUCUAUUGAGAUUGAUGAUACGUUAUUCAGAAUUUUUCCCAUUGUAGUAUCUGUUGUGAGAUUUAUUUCGUUCACAUAUUUUUUGCAGUCGAGUUUUCUAUGUUAUAAAAUUCUUAAAUGUGUUUACAUUC